CUCCAAAGCCAUUUUAAUGGGUCCUUCCUUCCUCUCUAAAGGUCUCUAGUAUCUCAAUUCAUUUCUCUGUCUUCUCUUUGUUUCUUGAGAACCUGUUCUUGGUAAGUUCAUCUGAUAAAGGGAUAUUUAAAGAGUUUGGUCUUCUGGUUUUUGGUGAUUGAUUUUGAAUUGGAGAAGGGAAAGAGAACGUUAAUGGCUGGAAUUUGCUGUGGAGUUGUUGGUGAGAGUGAGACAGCUGCUCAAGUAGUUGAACCAAGCUCACGAGCUUCAAGGCGGAGAAGAUUGGAACUCCGCCCAUUCAAGGUCAUUGCCGAUACUGCUGUGCAACCGACGUUGGAAAACGACCGGAAACGGCAGAAACUGGAUCUUUGCCCUCUUCCACUCGCCUCUCCUGCACCUAACUCCCCACGUGACUGCGAGAACGCAGUAGAGAGUUGCAAACUCAGCGAUGAUAAGUGUAAAGAAAAUGAACAAAAUGAAAAUUCUGAGAAGAACGAGUACUUGGGUACAAAUCUAUCAGUGAACGCUAACUCGGUUUCAGAGUCUGCGAAAUCGGGUCAUGAUGUGGCUGAAGAGUCACCGAAAUUUGGCUCUACAUCCGUUUGUGGUAGAAGAAGAGACAUGGAAGAUGCAGUUUCGAUACGAACGUCUUUUACUGGCCAGAACACUUCUUUCUUCGGUGUAUUUGAUGGUCACGGUUGCUCUCAUGUGGCGAUGAAGUGCAAAGACCGGUUGCACGAGAUAGUGAAAGAAGAAAUUGAAAGAUUCGAAGAAUUGAAUUGCGUUGAGUGGAAAGAAACGAUGGAGAGAAGUUAUGCGAAGAUGGACAAGGAGGUGGAGUGGUGCAACAACGUAGAUAAGAGCAUCAACUGCCGUUGUGAGCUGCAGAUUCCACAGUGCGAUGCCGUGGGAUCAACGGCUGUAGUUGCAGUUGUGACUCCGGACAAGAUCGUCGUCUCCAACUGCGGCGACUCUCGUGCCGUGCUCUGCCGCAACGGUGUAGCCAUCCCACUUUCCUCGGAUCAUAAGCCUGAUCGGCCGGAUGAAUUGGUCCGAAUCCAAGCCGCCGGCGGCCGCGUAAUCUACUGGGACGGUGCACGAGUCCUUGGAGUUUUGGCCAUGUCUAGAGCAAUUGGUGAUAACUAUUUGAAACAAUAUGUGAUAUCGGAACCGGAGGUGACGGUGACGGAACGGACGGCAGGGGAUGAGUGUUUGAUACUGGCAAGCGAUGGCCUUUGGGACGUGGUAUCAAACGACACUGCAUGUGGAGUCGCACGAAUGUGUUUACGUUCACAGAGGCCACCAUCACCACCAGGGUCACCAGGCAGCGACGCUGUCAUGGGCAGUGAAAGCUCCGACAAGGCAUGCUCGGAUGCUUCAAUACUGCUAACGAAGCUGGCUUUGGCCAGGCACAGUACGGACAAUGUGAGCGUUGUGGUGGUCGAUUUAAGAAGGAAUCAAGAAGAAUAAGAAUCGUUAGUGCAUGAUAAUAGUAACUAGAAGAUAAAAGAAAGAAAUUAUACUAAUGAGAGUCGUAAUUAAGGCUGAAAAAAGUCUCGAUUUCGAUUUUCAGUAAGAGCAUGAGUGGAGUAGUUUUAUUUAGCUUGAAAUUGUAUUGUAUUCUUGUAGGACAUGUCCUCGUGAAUGAGGGGGAGAAACGAUUAAAAGAAAAUCGAGAAUUUCUACUUGGAAUUUGAUUUUCUGAGGGUGGUGCAGAAAUUUGCGGGAUAUUAUGGUUGUAGAAUUUUGGUGGGGAAUAUGGUUCUGAAAAUAUAUAUAAAUUCGGAGGGACUUUUUAUUCCUCGUUUAAUCCAAAAAUCGAGUGUAUGUUCAAUUUUUUAA
Molecule: messenger RNA, 1842 nt
Organism: Hevea brasiliensis (rubber tree)
Lineage: Eukaryota; Viridiplantae; Streptophyta; Magnoliopsida; Malpighiales; Euphorbiaceae
Product: protein phosphatase 2C 37
Exons: 4
Coding region: 193-1470 (425 amino acids)
Biological process (GO): protein dephosphorylation
Cellular component (GO): cytosol; nucleus
Molecular function (GO): cation binding; protein serine/threonine phosphatase activity
Source: RefSeq, a predicted model, not a curated record